AUGACUGCAGUACCAGAUGAAAGCUAUCAAAAUAUUUUUCAUAUUAGAGAUCAUUUUACACGAUUUUCAUAUGCUAAGCCAUCACAAUCCAAAUCAGCUAAAAAUGCAGCAAUGUGUUUAUUUAAUUUCUGUAUGAUAUAUGGUCCUCCCGCAGUUCUUCAUUCUGAUAAUAGAAAAGAAUUUGUUGGAAAAAUUGUUCAAGAAAUAUUAAAUAUUUGGACAAAUAUAAAAAUAGUUCAUGGUCGACCUAGGAAUCCUCGAUGUCAAGGUCUUAUUGAAAAAGGCAAUAAUAUACUUCAAACAAAAUUAGGAUCUUGA
Messenger RNA from Acaulospora morrowiae, 318 nucleotides. The record is from the annotation of a GenBank genome assembly. NCBI's taxonomy places the organism in Eukaryota, Fungi, Glomeromycota, Glomeromycetes, Diversisporales, Acaulosporaceae.